AUGUCUUUCGUCGACGCCAUCGGAGUUAUCUCCGGUAUCCUGACCAUCGUCUCUUUCGCCUCGGACAACUUCGGUUCCGGUGAGACCUCCGGAUCGACCUUCAAGGUCGCCGUUGCUUUGGACGGUCCCAACGGACCCACCGAUGCUGGUGGUGAUCUGCCCGACGUUCGCGUCUGGAACGACGUCGGCAGCUUCGUCGGCAUGACCGCCGACCCCGGUACCGUGAGCAACGGCAACCUGGGCGAGAUCAAGGUGGACCACGAGAACCAGGGCGUGUACUCGCUGUUCUCGGCCAACAACGACGCCAUCUGUGUGGCGUGGGUGACGACCACCUGGAGCGACGACCGCGGCGGUAACCAGUACGCCGUGUCCGGCGACUACGGCGAGGCCUGCGGUGGCACCUGGUUCGAGAGCCACAUGUACCCCAACGCUGAUGAGGAGUACCAACCCAAGUGCUUCUGGAUCGACAAGGACGGCGACCAGCCCCAGACGGGCUUCCAGGUCCGCUGGCCGGCAUUCUCCAAGGACGAGUUCAGUGAAGACGACACCGACCCGUCCCGUCUGUGCAACGACAUCGACUUCGGCCUCCGUGAUGAGGAAGAUCCCAACUCCAUCACCCACUACGUCCAGAAGAAGCGCAGCAACAAGCUCCGUGUCCGCCAGCCCCGUCGCCGUCCUCAGUGGGCUGACUCGGAGAUCGUCAUCAGUGACGCGAAGCAGCACUCGGCCAAGAGACUGUGCCAGUCCGACACCUCGAUGGGCCCUGACUUCGCGCACACCGGCGAGGAACUGUUCUGCGACAUGGAGGCCAAGAUGCUGUACGCAUUCUGCACGGGCAACGACAAAGAGACCUGCUUCGAUCUCGACUCGCAGUCUCUCGCCACCCAGAACAACGGCACCAUUGGCGGUAUCUCGCGUCUUGCGACAACGGGCGGUAUUAACACCCCCUCGGUCAAGCUCAAGGCCGGCUCUACCGGUUCCAAGAGCAAGUACGCGAGCACUCGUGACUGGCGUAGCACCGCCAAGAAGGUCUAG
Aspergillus affinis is the source of this 1035-nucleotide messenger RNA. RefSeq lists its product as uncharacterized. The record is from RefSeq and is a predicted model, not a curated record. The transcript is spliced from 2 exons. NCBI's taxonomy places the organism in Eukaryota, Fungi, Ascomycota, Eurotiomycetes, Eurotiales, Aspergillaceae. The coding region runs from base 1 to 1035 and encodes 344 amino acids.